UGAGGCUCAGGCUCAGGCUCGCGUUCUGCAAAUGACGUCAUACCUCAACUCCUCGCACCACGCCUAGCUUGCGUCCAGGAGGCAAGACAAUCCACCGUGUUUCACAUACUUCCGCCAUACCCUCACACUACUCUAUCCCACACUUCCAGGCCUGUCCCCGCCUCCCCAUGGAUCCCAUCGCUGCAACCGCACUGGCCUACACCGCCGAGACUGUCGUUGAAGGUGCUGUCGGUGCUUAUUUUGUCACGAAACCCACUCUACCGUUGAAAGUACACCUCGAGCAUGUCGCGACCGGCAAGAAUGUUGAGCGCGCCCAUCACUCCCUCAAUGUCAUUGGCACACAGGCCUUCGUCUUCGGUGGGAGGACCUCCUUAGACAGCUCGUCCGCCCUCGCCUCCAACGAAGUCACUGUCCUGAACCUCAACACCACCGAACAGACCACGGCUAGUGUAGAAAGAGUCCCAUGUCACACAGCAGAGAAAGAGCAAGGCGCGCCGGCAGCCAGGGCCCGGCACACUUCGGUCAGUGCGAGGAACAAGAUGUUCAUAUUCGGCGGCGAGGACGGGCAAGGCAAGCCAGUUGACGAACAAGGCAGACUGUGGGUAUAUGAUCCUGCCACCACCAGCUGGCUCUUCCUAGACCCGCCGCCAGAUACGAAAUUUCCAAGUCCACGGGCGGGCCACGCAAGCACUGCGAGCGACGACGGUAACGUCAUCUUCAUUCACGGCGGGAGAGACGCGGAUGGGAAGCUCCUGGAUGACACCUGGGCUUUUCCGCUCGAUCACGGCAAGUGGACGAGGCUGUCCACCGCACACGAAGCUGCCAGGUCCAGUCCGAGCUUAGCAUAUGCCCAGAACAAACUCUGGCGGUUCGGCGGCGUGACCACAUCUGGAGGCGAGAACCCCCAGGACGUCUUGCAGUGCUUGACCUUACCGCAGCUUGAGCCGUUCGUGCAGGCGGGCUUGGAGCCUCAGCAAGAGCAUGAGACGUCUGGCUGGGAGUCGGUAUCAGCUGGGGAAGGAGCUACAACGGGUCAAGGAGAAGACAGCAGCAGCAGGCCGCUAUAUCCAGCAAAUCGCAGCAUGACUGCAUUACAUCACAUCUCGACCGGUCAAGGCCGCGAGUACCUCCUUGUGGCGCUCGGCGAAGACGAAGCCCGCGAAGUGACGGGCGCAAGAUAUCUGCACGACAUGUGGGCCUAUCAGCUCCCAGCCGCCAUGCUGUCCGGCGCCGGAGUGAAGGAUGCAAUCAGGGAGAAUAUCCCCAAGGUAGACAGCUUCAAGGGGCAGUGGGCGCCCGUCGAGAUUACCAGCGUAGACAUUGGAGACGAGGAGAGGAAAGGCGGUAGCUGGACGGGCAGAGGUGCCUUUGCAAGCGCCAUGACGGGCACAAGGCAAUUUAUGAUCUGGGGCGGUAUCGACGAAAAGGGCGACGUGCUCGGCGACGGAUGGAUCGUCAAGAUCGCUACCGACAUCCUGCCUGGCUCCUGAAUCGAUUCCUGGUUCCUGAGUGUGAGCGGAGCAGAUAG
Pseudovirgaria hyperparasitica is the source of this 1528-nucleotide messenger RNA. Its product is annotated as galactose oxidase. Gene Ontology annotation, molecular function: protein binding. The transcript has a single exon. The record is from RefSeq and is a predicted model, not a curated record. Lineage: Eukaryota; Fungi; Ascomycota; Dothideomycetes; Acrospermales; Acrospermaceae. The coding region runs from base 168 to 1490 and encodes 440 amino acids.